UUUCUGUUAAUAAAUUUAUGGAAUCCCCUAAAAAAUCAAGUAUUAAAUCAAUAAUCGCUUCCAUAUCUUCACCACAAUCUACUGUUUCUUUCCAAGAGUCUUCUAUCUUUAAUUACAUAAACAGUCUAUCUCCUAUAAAGCCUGUCAAGGGGACGUCUGUUUUACAAGUUUUACCUGGGCUUACGUCUCCUCCCCUCGUGUUCACAUCACCUCGUAUCAAUACGCAUCGACAAUCUACUGAUUUGAAAAGCUCCCAAUGUCGUUUAUCAUCAGACUCAGAGUUAUUCCAACAAGAUGAUACAGUCAAUAUCAUGAUCAAUUCCAAUCUCACAGCCUUGCAAGAUUCAAGUGUGGACAUUUUAAAAGAUGCUCAAUUUAAUGCGAAUGAUUCAAUGCACCCAGAGGGAUCUGUAGAAAGCAGCAUGUUGGCAGAACAGGACCAUGGUGUGAGUUUACGUUCCUGCCCCAAGCCUGUUGUAGAGGAUGAAAAAACCCGGGGUUUCCUGCAAUCUAAUAUUUGCCACAAUCUUGAGUCAAAUGUAUCUGGGGAUCAUAUUCCUGUUCAACAAUAUGACCAGCAAGUCUCUCAGGUUGGUCAAAGUCAGCUCAGCAAGCGAAGACGCCUUCAAUUUGGGGAAGCUCAUGAGGAAGUUAUAGAAAAUUGCCCUAGUUCCCUAGCUCCAUUAACUCCUGCCGCCAACUCAGGCAGUCCAGAGUCUUCUUUGGUUCAAGGUGUUAGGAAUUCUAGUCUACCUGUUUGCAAGCCCUCAGGUAUAGGCUUGCACUUGAAUAGCAUUGUUAACCCCAAGCCUUUGAUCUAUUCGGUUCAUGGAGGAAAAAAGUCGAUAUCUGUUAAUUCUCAAGAUAGCACGCAAUGCCUGUCAGUUUCAUCAGAUAGAAAGUUAGUAGAGAAUGUUUCUGUCAGAAGUGAGGAAUGUAAUGAAACUCUUUUCAGUGAUGCAAAAUCUACGAAGAUGAGUGAAUAUCAAAACUAUAUUGAUCAGGGAAGCUUGAAUUCUGAACAAGCUGAAAGAGUUGAUGAGUUAGAAAGAUCAAGACCUAAAAAGAAACGAAAGAAGUCAGAGAACACAGGUGAUGGUUGCAAACGGUGCAGUUGUAAGAAGACCAAGUGUUUGAAACUCUAUUGUGACUGCUUUGCUGCUGGAAUCUAUUGUGCCGGCCCUUGUUCUUGCCAAGGGUGCUUUAACAGACCUGAAUUUGAACAAACAGUUCUCGAGACACGUCAACAAAUAGAAUCACGAAAUCCGCUUGCAUUUGCGCCCAAGAUUGUUCAUCACCUCUCACAGCCUUUAAUUAGUCAAACAGUGGAGCAUGGAGAUCAAGUGACACCGCUGGCAAAGCACAAAAGGGGUUGCAACUGCAAGAAAUCAAUGUGCUUGAAAAAGUACUGUGAGUGUUAUCAGGCUAAUGUUGGAUGCUCUGCUGGAUGUCGGUGUGAAGGCUGUCAAAAUAUUUAUGGUGCAAAAGCAGUUAGCGGCAUACAUAGAGUAAUGGUAAUGGAAGCCAAUAGUGAGAAAUUAAACGGGUCAUCUGAUGAUAAGCUCAAGGUGGUUUCCCUCACGUCAAGAUCAUCUCUUCCCAAAAUCCACAAACCUCACAAUUUGACUCCUCAGACACCAUCUAUUCAAUGUUCAAACAAUGGAAAGGAUGCAUCAAGUACUCGUGUUCUCCCCAAAAGAUAUGUUCCAUCCCCAGAAUCUGAAUGCACGUUUUACCCUCCUUGUACGACCACCCCUACAUCCCCUAAAGAUUCUUCUGACUUUAACAUGAUCACAGAAGCAAGCAACAGGAACCUUGAGACGGUUUCAUUUGAUCAAGAAUCAUACCCGAACAUUGAAUUUACAGAUGAAUUCUCACCUGGAGAUUGGUCAAACACUUCAAAAUCUCAAUUUUUACUUCCUAGCUGUGUGAGCCUCUCUUCCCUUUGUUCCCGUGGUUCCUCAAUUACCCCGGUGCCUCUGCAGGCCAUUGAUGAUGACACACCAAAGAUAUUAAGAGACUCUUUUGUUCAACCCAAUAAGGUGAUAGCAACAUCACCAAAUAAGAAAAGAGUUUCUCCACCUAGACUUCGGUUGAAUGAGCUUGGUUUGAGCUCUUUGAAAAGUGGUAGGAAGUUCAUACUGAAGGCGAUUCCAUCUUUCCCGCCUCUCACUCCAUGCAUUGGUUCCAAAGACAAUACUGGACAGACUUCAAAUCUUCCUCCUGGAGAUGGCACCCAUUAAACCGAUGGCAUUUUAAGGUUAACUUUAACAAGAUGGUUUCUGGGCACAAAAAGCAGCAGUUGUACCUUUGUUAUAUGUGAGCGCAUUCUUUAUAGCAGUGAACACAACCCUGCUUGCUUUGAACUUGAUUCAUGCUGAUGUCUGUAACGCUACAGAACUGCAACUACACAAAAAGAAGUAUUCCCUAGUGAGUCAUCUUCACCCCUUCUCCAUCCCCAUCAUGACUAUGCCUUUUUCCUUUUAUGUUGGUUGAAGCAAGACGGUUCUGUUGGUUUUUUUACAUUGCAAGUAUCCGACGUGAAUAAACUUACAUUCUUAGUUAAUUUGAAUCGAAACGUUCUCAAUUUGUUCUCAUUUUUGGUUCUUUAAUCUUUAUUAGACAUUCAUAUCCUGUCUGUGAGUUUACAUCGAGGAAUUUUGAGUACUGAUUGUCCUUUUUAGCCUUUGAAAUUACUUGUUUAAUGGGGAAUUUAACAA
Messenger RNA from Erigeron canadensis, 2720 nucleotides. RefSeq names its product protein tesmin/TSO1-like CXC 2. The record is from RefSeq and is a predicted model, not a curated record. The transcript is spliced from 11 exons. Bases 18 to 2243 code for a protein of 741 amino acids. Gene Ontology annotation, molecular function: DNA-binding transcription factor activity. NCBI's taxonomy places the organism in Eukaryota, Viridiplantae, Streptophyta, Magnoliopsida, Asterales, Asteraceae.